Penicillium subrubescens is the source of this 594-nucleotide messenger RNA. It is a transcript of the gene rho3, whose product is annotated as Rho family GTPase RHO3. The coding region runs from base 1 to 594 and encodes 197 amino acids. Gene Ontology annotation, biological process: small GTPase-mediated signal transduction. The transcript is spliced from 8 exons. Lineage: Eukaryota; Fungi; Ascomycota; Eurotiomycetes; Eurotiales; Aspergillaceae. The record is from RefSeq and is a predicted model, not a curated record. Gene Ontology annotation, molecular function: GTPase activity; GTP binding.
AUGGAGCUGUGCGGGCGUCAGAAGGUCGUCCAGCGCAAGAUGGUGCUGCUUGGCGACGGUGCCUGUGGCAAGACUUCGGCGCUGAAUGUGUUUACAAGAGGGUUCUUCCCAACGGUUUAUGAGCCUACAGUCUUUGAGAAUUAUGUCCACGAUAUCUUUGUCGAUAAUGUACAUAUGGAGCUGUCGCUAUGGGACACGGCCGGACAGGAGGAAUUCGAUCGGUUACGCGCGCUCUCCUACGAGGAUACCCACGUCCUGAUGUUGUGUUUCAGUGUUGACAGCCCUGACUCCUUUGAAAACGUCGGGUCUAAGUGGAUUGCCGAAAUCAAUGAGAAUUGCCCUGGUGUGAAGGUCGUGCUCACCGCGCUCAAGUGCGAUUUGAGGAAAGAUGAGGAAAUGACUGAUAACCCGAAUGCGAUCACGUUUGAUCAGGGUUUGGCCAAGGCCAAGGAGAUCGGCGCGGUGAAGUACUUGGAAUGCUCGGCCGUUCAAAAUCGCGGUAUCAGAGAAAGCUUCUACGAAGCGGCCAAGGUCGCUCUCGAGGUCAAGCCCGCCGGAGGCAAGGGCUCUGGCUCCUCUUGUGUUAUCCUGUAA